Molecule: messenger RNA, 1288 nt
Organism: Malus domestica (apple)
Lineage: Eukaryota; Viridiplantae; Streptophyta; Magnoliopsida; Rosales; Rosaceae
Product: small ribosomal subunit protein cS23z-like
Biological process (GO): translation
Cellular component (GO): ribosome
Molecular function (GO): structural constituent of ribosome
Source: RefSeq, a predicted model, not a curated record
CUGUUUGUGUUUAUUUCACUUUGGUGGAUUGAGCGUUGGCUCUGCUGGUUGAAGCUAGCUAGCAGCUGUUAGCAUGACUACUUGGCCACACCCUUGCUUCUGAAGCAAGUUGUCAUCAUCUCUGUCAAUUACCGUUCAGCCCCUGAAAAACAUCUCGCCAGGUCUGCUGCUUAUGAUGGUAGAUUAUUAGUGUGUUCGGAGAGUGACUUUAAACGAGUGUAUUAACUUGAGAUUUUGAAAGAUUUUAUGAGAAAUAUAAAUUCAUGGAGUUCAAUCAGUGUGUCCGUCCUUUUGAAUCCGAGUUCGAAGCCCCCUACCAAAACUAUCACCGAGUUAUGUUUCAUCUUGAGUCGGGUUUGGAUUGGGCUAGCCAGCUAAAUUUGAUCUUGGCCUUUCAUCUUGGGCCUGGGCUACCAAACCAGCCCAAAGAACCAGAAACAAACAAGGUGAGAGAGAGAGAUAGAGAAAUGGCAUUUUAUCCUCUCACAAUCUCUUCACAUAAACAGAUACAUCUCCGUCUCCGAGUCCCCACUCAAAGCGGAAGAUAAGAACUUUAACAGAAGAAGAAGAAGAAGAAGAUGUUAUCUGUGGGAAUGGGAAUCGAGUCCCAGGCAAACCUGAACGCCGCCGUAUUGCGGCUGAAGCUGCCGCAGCAAAUCUUCUAUAUGUCAAGAGUGUUAAUCAACGAGCAUUGAAUUUGAAGCAGAAGACUUCUUCUUUCUCUGUUUCUCACUCGAUGCUGGAGCUGAGGCUCGGACAUACUCGUGCCGCAAGAAGCGUCAGGCUCUCCGCCGCCGCCGAGUCUCUGGUCGCCGAAGAAACGGCCACCGCCGACACCGCCCCGGAAAAAGAGAAGCUCGGAGUGGUGGUGAAGCCAUUUGAGAAACCGAGGCUGGUAUUGAAGUUUAUUUGGAUGGAAAAGAAUAUCGGCAUUGCGCUGGACCAGAUGAUACCUGGCCACGGCUCCAUCCCUCUCAGCCCCUAUUACUUCUGGCCGAGGAAAGAUGCGUGGGAGGAGCUCAAGGUCUUGCUCGAAAGCAAGCCCUGGAUAUCUCAGAAACAGAUGAUUAUUCUUCUCAAUCAGGCUACCGAUAUCAUCAAUUUGUGGCAGCAGAGCGGCGGCAACCUGGCGUAAGCUUUUAUGUAGAAAAUUGAGUUUUAAGCUGUUGUGUUUGUGUGUAAUAGUUAGCAAUGCUUUUUUAUAACACAUUUUGGUUAUUUGUGAAUCACAUUUGUUAGAUUCUCUUCUCUUCAGAUGAUAUCGACUGCAUCUUCCAAGUUCCAAUCA